Molecule: messenger RNA, 1209 nt
Organism: Rotaria socialis
Lineage: Eukaryota; Metazoa; Rotifera; Eurotatoria; Philodinida; Philodinidae
Source: the annotation of a GenBank genome assembly
AUGAUUUUUCAAAUCUUUUCUUUUCUAUUUAUUGUUCUCACAAAUUUUUGUUCAAAUACUCAAGUAUAUGCAUCACCGGUGCUUCUUUGGGCCAAUGUGAAUCUACCUCGAUCAACUGUUUCUCUUUCUACACUCUCAUCACUGGAUUUCAUAUCUAAUUAUGUUUGUCAAAUAGCUACCAAAGAAAUUCAAUUGCGCAUUUUUACUGUUAAUAAUCUCACUAUCGAAGGUAUCCAACAAGGUCUACAAAGUGAUUAUCCACUUUUAUUGGAUGCUAAAAAGACAGAAACAAAUUUUCGUUAUUAUCCAAAUGUCGCCGAUGAUAUAUACCAAACAUUUUUGCUUCUACAGUCAAAUACUAAUCAAUGUCCCAGUAAACGUUUUCAAUUAAAAUCAUCGGAAAAUUUUGACAAAUUAGAUGAUGCAUUACAUGAAGUGGAAGAAAAAAUAGCUGAUGUUGGUGUGGAUACAAGUUCAACUGUUCUUUUUGCAAUUAUAAAUCAUCCAGUUGACAAUCGUAAACUGUACCGUCAAAGACGACAAACAACGAACAAUGAAAGCUCUGUUCUCAUAUUGAAUAAUGAUACAUGCAUGUUUUAUGCCAAACAAUUGCAUUGGAAUGAUGUUAAUGGAUCAUUAUCAGGUGCUCGUGUUUAUAAUCUUAGCUUAACUAACAGUUCAUGUGAAUCAACAAUAUCACCUAUAGGCAAUCAUAGCUCAGUCGUUCUCAAACUUAUUUGGACAAAUGAUCAAAUACCAUCGGAUAUUGUCAACAUGAGUUUAACGACAACAAUUAUCGGACGUUAUUGGACAUUGGAAAAUGCUACUAUCAAUGAUAAAGAAUACCGUUAUUUUGCAUAUGGAAUGCAUAGUCAAAUGGAGACACCUCCAACAUAUUCGUAUGUUUGCACGACAGCAACGUUCGUUCGAUAUGAUGCUUUAUAUGAUAAAUAUGGACAAUAUAAUUUUAGUAAAAAAUUUUACAUAACAGAUCUUCAAUUUCAACCAUUCAAUAGUAGUCAAUUUUCUUUUGGUCCACCGAAUUAUUGUACAUCAUUUUUCACACGAGGCAUAUGGAUGGCUAUAACAUCAAGUUUACUUUGCCUAGGCAUAUUACUAUUCGCCAUUUAUCAUCUGAUGGCAAUUAAAUCAAAUGAUCGAUUUGAUGAUCCAAAAGGAAAACCAUUAUUUAUUAAAACUCAAGAAUAA